UGGAUAGUGAAGGUUCAGGAUGGUAAAAAUCUGUUUGUGGCAACAAGGAACGCAGUUGCAAGCGUGUCGGACCGGUGAACAGUACUAAAUGCGCUGAAAAAGAACUCAGUACCACGCGCACUAUUUGAAGUAUGUUUAAAGAGUGAAACAAGUGGUGUUAGUUAUUUUUUUCACACACUAGUGUACUUACUUGUCAAAGGAAAUGUCGACCAACAACGAAGUAGACCCCCAUUUAGAUUUAGGAGAACCACCAGAAGAAGUAAUACAAUGGGCGAAGGAAAACAUCCAUGAAAAUCCAGAUACCAGGUGUCAAAUGAUAUCUGACCUUAGGGAUAUGAUAUAUGCACGUGGAGAAUGUACUCCCCACCGGUCAGAUGACGCCUUCCUACUACGAUUUCUUCGAGCCAGGUUUUUUACGAUAGAAAGGGCCCACAGACUUGUUGUAAACUAUUACGAUUUUAAAGAAAACAAUCCACAAUUCUGCGAAAACAUAGAUCUAGACAAACUAUCAUGCACAGGUGCCGAGAAAGUGAUUACCGUGCCACCCUAUCGAGAAGGCAGUGGCAGAAGAAUAAUGCUCUACACGGUGCGCGGUUGGAAUCCAGAGGCCAUUAUGCUUGAAGAGGUAUUUCAAGCGACGAUAGCGAUUUUGGAAAUGGCAUUGAUGGAAGAACGGGCACAAAUUUUGGGUGGAAUUUGCAUUUUUGAUUUUGGAGGACUUACCAUGCAGCAAGUUUGGCAUUUGACGCCGAGUUUCGCUCACAAAAUAGUACAAAUUAUGGUGACAUCCUUUCCUUUGAGAAUUCAUGCUUUACAUAUUGUGAAUCAAUCAUAUAUAUUUGAUGUUGUUUACAACAUUUUUAAACCUUUCUUGAACGACGCGAUGAAGGAAAGGAUCUUCUUCCAUGGAGAGGACAUGGAGAGUCUUCAUAAACACAUCGAUCCAAAAUAUUUGCCGGAAAAAUAUGGAGGGAUACAUCCUGAAUAUAAUUAUAGAGAUUGGAUAGAGAGUUGUAAGGAAAAUAAGAAGAUUAUUGAGGAAAUGAGAGGCCUGGGUUACGUGGUUUCUGAAGAUGAAGUAAAAGAUAAAGCCCAAAUAAAAUGAUAUUAAUAAAUGUGAUGUGAUGAUAGUUUUUUUAAAUUAAUGAACCGUAUCAUACGAUAUAACGUUAGAUACAAUUAAAUUUCCGGUAUUAUACUUAUUUAAGUUAAGUAAGUUAGUAUUUUGACAUGAUACUUUUGACAUUCACAUGAGAAUAAUCGGAAAAAUAUGUAACUACUUAACAUUUGUUUCCACAAUUUUGUAUGACGUUUGAAAAGAUAAUUGGUGGUUUGUUAAACCUCUGUACCAAUUGUGACGUUGUACCUAUUUGUAAUUUAGAAAUCCAGUGGUUUAUUUAGAAAACAAUAAGAAAAGCUUUAUGUUUUUAAGAACUCUUAGUUGUUGUAGAAAACGAUUGAAUCAAUACUUUAUAAUAGGCUUAUAUUUUAAAGAAAUAAAUAUGUAGAUCAAUACUACUAUGAACUGAUAUUAAAUAUUUAAACAGUGUAAUACCACUGCUGUAGUCUUUAACGUAUAGUUAGUUCAUAAGAUUGCUUUUAUGUGUUGCCAAUUAUGGCUAAUUCAGUGAAAACUUGUCAAAACAAAUUUGUCGCAUAUUUCCAGAUUUAUAGCUUUUUUUUUGUGGUAUAACCAAAAUUUAAUCAAUAGGCUAACUUUCUUCAGUCAUACUUAUUUGUAAGUUUGAAUAUAAAAAUUGAAAUUUUGUAUGUAGUUCCUAGAACGCUCUCCAAAAUUUGGCUGAGCGUCCCCAUCUACAAUUUGAUGAUAUCACUACAAAAUUUUGCAUGGUAAUUGCUACUUAAAUUUUAUAACAUUAUCCUUCUUGUACUUGUGGUUUAUGAAUCCGUCUUAAUUUACUCUAGGCAUCCAGAGUUUCGCAAAAAAAUCAACAUUUUAGUUAGAGCCUUGUCCUAAUAACGUAAAGGUUACUGGUUUGAUCCCUUCUUGGGCCACUUUUAUUUUCUUGCACGGUGACUGGUAUCCACUUUUCUUUCUAAAAAACUGAAUUUGUUUGAUUAUAUUUCAGGGUGGAGAAAAUUUCUAACAUAAGACCGGUUUUUUAAUAUCUCUCACCGUAAAUAAAUUUUACUAGGAUGAACAUAAUUUGUGACUGAUAGGAAUCUUUUGUAGGCUUUGAACUUUUCAACUAACGUUUGUCCAAGUCUUUGCUAAAAUAUUAGAGAAUAACGAGAAAAUAUAGACCCAAUACGUGGUAUCUUACUUGAAACAGAUAUACUUAUAUUAAAAAUUUAAACUUGUAGGUUUUUGUUAAUUAAAAACAAAUGAGAAAAGAAAUACAGGAAGAAAACAAACUUAUAACAAUAUAUGUACGUAAUACAAAUAUUUUGAAAAAAUCUGUGAUGCCGUGAAAUGUAAUACUCCUAUUUAAUUGAACUGGAGUGUAUUCCACCUAUUUUUUUAUAUAGUUGCUCGCUGUGUUACUUAAAGUUUAAAAAUUAAUGUAUGAAAAUUCUAUAAUUAAAACUUGUAAGGUAUGUAAGUAAAUAUAUUAAAUAUUUAUUCUUCAUUUAAAAUGUAUGUUGUUUUAUUAAAAAAAAACAUUAAAUAAAACAGAUUCGUUUAUUUAAUGAAUAUUGUUUACUUACUGUCUCUGUGUACAUGUUCGCCUUGAAAUAUUUUGAUCCGCAGACUACUGAUUUUGGAGUAAUUAUAUUAUUUUCUAUUCAGUUAGAAAUAGCUUUAAUUUUAGUGUUGUAUUUUCGACCAGAUUUAAUAAAGUGAAUAUUUACAUU
Molecule: messenger RNA, 2817 nt
Organism: Zophobas morio
Lineage: Eukaryota; Metazoa; Arthropoda; Insecta; Coleoptera; Tenebrionidae
Product: retinaldehyde-binding protein 1-like
Exons: 5
Coding region: 203-1105 (300 amino acids)
Cellular component (GO): membrane
Molecular function (GO): phosphatidylinositol bisphosphate binding
Source: RefSeq, a predicted model, not a curated record